Porites lobata is the source of this 985-nucleotide messenger RNA. The record is from the annotation of a GenBank genome assembly. NCBI's taxonomy places the organism in Eukaryota, Metazoa, Cnidaria, Anthozoa, Scleractinia, Poritidae.
AGAUUCAGAAACAAGAGCCAAAGUUGUAGCACAGGAUACAUGACUCUUAAAGUCCGACUGCAAUCUAAAGUCAUCUUCAUAUGUCCAAACACAGCCACUGUGUUACAAAAAACUUUAACAGCACCUCAAUCUGCAACCAUCUAUGAAAACCUUUGGAUUACCUAUGACAGAAGUGUGUUUGACCAAUGUAAUACAUCAUUAAGCAAUACUAGCAACCUUUUAUUCAGUUGCAAUGAUCCAACAGCAUUGAAAUAUUUUCCUGUGGUAUUUGCCGAAUUUACAGCAGACCCAAACUCGCUGAAGUUUAAAGAUGGAAAGAAGUAUUAUUUUAUUGGUAAGUGAUAGAAAGUCAAUUUUACAGGACUGAGGGACCCAAAUUAUGGGCUGAAGUUUGGAGGGGAGGGGGGGAGAAGAAGUGUUAUUUUAGUGGAACGGGUGAAGAGUCGCAGUACCUUAAAGUUUCCACAGUAGUGACUCCCUGAGAGUUAAACGAACCAAGUUCUGUUUCUCUAUAUCACAUAAAAAAUUAAUGCAUGAUCAGUGAUGUUGAGUUUUAUGUACUUAUCAUGUAAAAUUUGAUGCCCAGUCCAAAAUCAUUUUAGUCCCAGUCCACACACCAAUGAUUUUACUGUAGUAUUUGUGUGAAAAUUCUUCUCAGUAUUAUUAGUUACUUCUGGGCCUCUUUUUCUAUAAGAUUGCUCUCUUGACUAACUUACUAACCAGGUUUUAUUACGCUACAUGUAUAUUACAUAAAAGGAUAUUCUUCAAAAUCAUCUCCAUGUCAAGUCAACAAUUGUUUUGUAUGUUUUCUUAUUGUUUAUCUAUUGUAGGGACAUCUGAUGGCACACAGACACACCUCAAUGACCUUAGUGGAGGUCACUGCAAUGACACAAAAACUGGAAUAUUUAUGAAAAUUGAAGUAUAUGUCUGCAAAAAAAGUAAUCUAACUCAUACAGGUAAUGUUCAAUUACUACAGUGUAAUUAA